AUGGGACAAGAGAUCAUACGAACCACUGCUUUUGAUCUGGCCCUCGAGAAGCCCUACCUCAUGCACGCAGUGAAUGGUGUCUCGGCUGCACACCUGUGUCAUCUUCUUCCGGCUGCUCGACAUCCGGCCCAACAUAACCAGAACCAGCUGACGAACUUCUACCACUUUCAGAGGGCAUUGCAACUCUUCCGCGAUGAGCUGGCGACCGGCGUCACCAAGGCCAACAUGAAUGCCCUGCUAUCGACGGUGAUGCUGAUUUGCGUCCAUCAAUUCAUGCUCCCCCAAUCUCAACCGGGUCCUGGAACGAGUUUCGUGUACGCUCCAGCGGAGCAUCGAAGUGAGUGUCUGAGAUGGUUGACGAUUCAGCAUGGGUUUAAUGCUCUGUAUGCUGAGCUGGGUGAAGUGAUUUGGGCAUCUGUGUGGAAUCCGGUUUUCACGGACUCGGAUAUCAAGGAACUCGCGUCUACAAUCAUGACUGCAGAGGCUGGCGACGAUAUUCAUGCCUUGUUUCUGGAGCUGUGCGAGGUUACCCCGGACUCGUCGUCUCAGAACAACCCUUAUUACGAGGCGUUGGAGCAUCUACUCUUCAUACGAAGACUCAAGCCGGGGAUGAACACCUUUAACAAGCUGGUCACAUUCGUCGGGUCGGUGGAAGGAGACUUUCUUCAACUGUUGCUUUGCAGAGACAAGCGAGCACUGUUGAUCCUGGCCCAUUGGUUGGCAUUGAUGAUUGGGCUCGAUCAGUGGUGGAGCAGUGCAAGAUGUAAGAAUGAAUGCGUCGCCAUCACGACAUUCUUGAUGCACGAUCAGGAUGAAAGGGUUAGAGCCUUGCUACGAUUUCCUGCUCAGCUUGUGGGAAUUGAUCUGAUGGCGAUCGGGCCGUUGGACGGACACAGCAUCAUAAGCUCGUGA
Fonsecaea nubica is the source of this 912-nucleotide messenger RNA. RefSeq lists its product as hypothetical. Bases 1 to 912 code for a protein of 303 amino acids. Gene Ontology annotation, molecular function: DNA-binding transcription activator activity, RNA polymerase II-specific. The transcript has a single exon. The record is from RefSeq and is a predicted model, not a curated record. NCBI's taxonomy places the organism in Eukaryota, Fungi, Ascomycota, Eurotiomycetes, Chaetothyriales, Herpotrichiellaceae. Gene Ontology annotation, biological process: regulation of transcription by RNA polymerase II.